AUGGAACGGGACCACAAUCUCCUCUUGUCGGAUGUCAUGUUCGAUCCUGACAUUGACACUUCAAGCGUCCCAUGGAGCGACUUCUCGCUGAGCCCUACGGAGGACGCAUUAUUUGCCGACGUAUACCUGGGUACGGAUGAAGACGCACUCAACAUGUGUACAUUUUCUACUGAUCCAGAUACUUUCAACCUUGAUAGUACAUUCGUUCAUGAGAACUCCUUUAUCGACACAUCAUUUACAAGCUGGGACUUUCUCACAAUGCAGCCACCACCGACUACAAACCCUUCCACAGCAACAUUUACCAGCCCAGAGAAUGGGGAGUCGUCUGAAUGUGUCGAGACUCAAGCAUCCUCGCCGAGACUACAGACUCAUGACUCGUCGGAACUGUUGAGCCCGCAAAUGCAUGAGGUGCCGCCAACACAAAAUGCCCCUGAACAACCAGCCAACGCAGAGAACACUUCAAAACGGACAAAUAUGAAGCAUGGCACACGACCGUGUGAUUUAAAAAGACAGAAGCGAAAAGAGGAUAAGCCAGAGAAAUGUCACAUCUGCCAAAAGGGCCAUCAGUGGAGGCGUGAUCUGGAAAGACACUACUGCACUCACCAUCCGAAUGAGGCUGCCGAUAUGGGACUUUCCAUGUCCAGGCCAGUAUGCAGACACUGCGGUCAAGAUUUUGCGAGGCGUGAUCAUUUGACUCGGCAUUUGAGGAGGAAGCACGGGGGUUAA
This is a messenger RNA of Fusarium pseudograminearum CS3096, 726 nucleotides long. RefSeq lists its product as uncharacterized. The record is from RefSeq and is a predicted model, not a curated record. The transcript is spliced from 2 exons. Bases 1 to 726 code for a protein of 241 amino acids. NCBI's taxonomy places the organism in Eukaryota, Fungi, Ascomycota, Sordariomycetes, Hypocreales, Nectriaceae.